AUGAAUUGUCUUCCAGAUGAGCUUCUUGUUCAAAUCUUAUCCUUCCUUCCCACUAAAGAAGCUACUUCAACCUCUCUUCUCUCCAAGAGGUGGAGGACUCUAUUUACUCUCAGUCCUAAUCUUGACUUUGACAACUCCCUCCUUUUGCAAUCCAAAAAGCGUAAAUGGAAUAUGCGCAAUAUUCAAAAGAGUUUCGUUGGUUUCGUGGAUAGUACAUUGGCUUUACAAGGCGGUAAGGGUAUAAAAUCGUUCUCAUUAAAAUUUAAAGAAACACUUGGAGAUGUAAAUGGUGAAGUUGAUGUUAACCGAUGGAUAUGUAAUGCCCUUGAACACGGUGUCUCUGAGCUUCAUCUAAGGAUAGACUAUACGAAGCGGUGUCAUCUCCCAUCCGAAAUCUUCACCAGCACGAAAUUGGUUAAGCUGUCAUUGGUAACACAAAGUUGCUUCCCAGUUGUACCUAAUUGUAUAUCUCUCCCAUCACUAAAGGUUCUCUUCCUUGAUUCAAUUUGGUUUGAAGUUCCUCAAUUCUUAAUAUUUCUCACUGCUUGCCCUGCACUUGAAGACUUAACCAUAUAUCAAAAGCCUCAUUCUGUAGGAAUGCCAUACCAUAUAUCUAGCAAAACCAUUAAGAGACUCUCUGUUACCUAUACAUGUGGUUAUUUUGUUGAUUAUGGCCUUAAAUUAUUUAACACACCGAGUGUUGUCGACCUCUACUACUCUGAUUAUGUUCGACAUAAGUAUCCACAUAUGAAUUUGGAUUCACUUCCUAAAGCUACACUGGACAUUCAUUUCUUAGAUGAUAAUGCCGCUAACGUGACAGAGCUCCUCAGUGGGAUACGCAACGUCAAGACCCUUCACUUGACUUCUUCCACUGUUAAGGUGAUUUUGUUAUGCUGCAAGGGGGAAAUACCAAUGUUCGAGAACCUCAUUAAUUUAAAGUUUUCGGGUAAAACACGACAGUGGAAAUUUCUUCUGCCACUUCUGCUAGAGAUUUGUCCAAACCUAACAACUCUGGUUCUCUCGGGUCUUGAUCAAAAUUGGUUUGUGGGGUUUCGCACUCCUCCAAACAAUCAAGUAAAGAUGCUGAGUAUCAUGCAAUAUCAAGGAAGUGAGCGCGAGCUGAAACUCAUUAGCUAUUUCGUACUGAAAAUGGAGUGUCUUCAAGUUGUGAAAGUUUAUGUUUCAUCUCCAAUGAAUGACCUCAAAAAGAUGCAACUCACAGAGGAUCUCUUGAAGCUUCCCAAAGCUUCUCCCAAGCUCAAUAUACAAGUCCUUGUUCCUUCGGAUACAUAUCUUCCAGCACUUAAGGUUCUCUUCCUUGACUCAGUGUGGUUUGACUUUCAUCAAUUCGCUAAUGUUUUUUUCCCUGCUUGUCCUGCACUUGAGGACUUUGCAAUACAUAUCAAGUCAUUCAGGAGGAAAGCAAGAAGUGAAAACGAGCUUGAACAUAUAAGCCAUUUCUCACUGAAAAUGGAGUUUCUUGAAGUGCUAAAAGUUUACGUUGCACUUACAAUGGAUGACACCAAAAAGGUGGAACUCACAAAGGAACUGUUGAAGCUUCCCAUAUCCUCAUCCAAGCUCAUUAUACAAGUCAUGUGA
Messenger RNA from Arabidopsis thaliana (thale cress), 1599 nucleotides. Its product is annotated as F-box/RNI-like/FBD-like domains-containing protein. The record is from RefSeq and is marked reviewed. Lineage: Eukaryota; Viridiplantae; Streptophyta; Magnoliopsida; Brassicales; Brassicaceae. Bases 1 to 1599 code for a protein of 532 amino acids. The transcript has 5 exons.